AUGGUACCCGCACCUGGGUCACGUGCAUUCCCCUCACCCGUUUUUUUAGGUGGUGUCUUUUUUGUUUUUUUUUUUAGGUGGCGCGGCAACUAUAAAGUACAGCAAGUGAGGUUGAGGCAAUACUGGGAGUUUACACUAUGGGAGACAGCUCCUAACACCAAGCAGAAAAACGACUUUUUCGCAAAAACAUUAACAUAUAUAAAACUAGCGCUAUGGCCGCAACUAAAGAAGCAAAGCAACCAAAGGAACCAAAGAAGAGGACCACCAGGAGAAAGAAGGAUCCUAACGCCCCUAAGAGGGGCUUGUCAGCUUAUAUGUUCUUUGCUAAUGAAAACAGAGACAUUGUCCGUUCCGAGAAUCCUGACGUAA
Molecule: messenger RNA, 369 nt
Organism: Saccharomyces cerevisiae S288C
Lineage: Eukaryota; Fungi; Ascomycota; Saccharomycetes; Saccharomycetales; Saccharomycetaceae
Gene: YBR090C
Exons: 2
Coding region: 1-369 (122 amino acids)
Cellular component (GO): membrane; nucleus; cytoplasm
Source: RefSeq, marked reviewed